AUGCCAUCUUCUCGAAUCAUAAAAUCACACCUUCCAAUUCAUAUGCUCCCUAAAGGAUUAUGGACAGUAAAACCAAAAAUCAUUUUUGUUACAAGGAACCCUAAGGAUGCAAUAUUGUCCUACUACUAUCAUCUUUGUAAUCUCGGUGUAUUUAGAGGUACAAAAGAAGAAUUUGUGAAUUUGGCGAAUGAUAAUAAAAUACGUAAUGCUCCUUUUGGACCACAAUCACUUGAAUUUUGGCAGAUAAGAAAUGAGCCUUAUAUUUUCUUUACAAGUUUUGAGCGUAUGAAGAAAGAUUUAAGAUUAGUAAUUUUGGGAAUGAGCAUAUUUUUAGAGAGAAAUGUUGAUGAAAAGCAAAUGAUGAAGCUUCUCGAUCAGUUGUCAUUUGAAAAGAUGAAAGAUAUGUUUGCUUAA
Messenger RNA from Episyrphus balteatus (marmalade hoverfly), 414 nucleotides. Its product is annotated as sulfotransferase 1C2A-like. The record is from RefSeq and is a predicted model, not a curated record. Gene Ontology annotation, biological process: sulfation. Gene Ontology annotation, molecular function: sulfotransferase activity. The transcript is spliced from 2 exons. Lineage: Eukaryota; Metazoa; Arthropoda; Insecta; Diptera; Syrphidae. Gene Ontology annotation, cellular component: cytoplasm. Bases 1 to 414 code for a protein of 137 amino acids.